AUGGAAAAGUGGUGGUUCAAUUCAAUGAUGUUUAAUAGGGGUUUAGAAUACAGGUGUGGUUUAAGUAAAUCAAUAGACAGUUUUGGUCCUAUUGAAAAUAACAGUGUAAAUGAAGACCCAUCUAUUUUAACUGAUAUGGAUAAUAUUAUUUUAAUUGAUAUGGAUAAUACUAUUCAUGUAGAUGUCAGGGUUGUAAAAACAAUAGUGAGAAUUCUAGUUAUAGACAUGAACAUACCGAAUUUACUAUCUGAUAAAACUUUUUUAGUUAGCGAUAGUAAUAGUUAUUUCAUAUAUGAUUGGAAUAAUAUCAUUAAUAGUUGUAUUGAAGGUUAUAUGCUUUCUGAAAUCGGUAUUGAUAGUUCCAUUAUACAUAAUAUCAUUGAGAAUAACAAUGAGAAUAAUCCGCAGGAGGAGGAUAAAAAUGAAAAAUUACACAAGUCCAGUUAUAGAUUUGAUUACAGAUUUGAUUACAGAUUUGAUGUUAGAUUUGAAGUCAGAUUUGAAACUGAUAGUGAUAAAGAAAAGGAUAGUGGCAAUGAUGAUGAUAAGCUCCAAAAGGCUAGUGACAUUUUAGAACCUGUAAAUUACAGUGCUGAAAAUUACAGUGAUAGCGACAAUGAUAGCGACGAUAAUGAUCCUGAUGAUGAUUAUGAUACGCUCCAAAAGGGUACUGACACUUUAGAACCGGAAAAUGACAAUGAUACUGAUGAUUAUGAUAAGAUCCAAAGGGCUCAUUACAUUUUAGAACCGGAAAAUGACAGUGAUACUGAGCCUGAUGAUGAGCCUGAUUAUGAGCCUGAUGAUGAGCCUGAUGAUGAGCCUGAUGAUGAUGAUAAGCUCCAAAAGGCUAGUGACAUUUUAGAACCGGAAAAUCCUAGUGAUAGUGAGAAGGUCCAAAAUAGUAGUGAAAUCGAGAGUACUGGUAUAAUGGAAAAUCCUAGUGAUAGUGAGAAGGUCCAAAAUAGUAGUGAAAUCGAGAGUACUGGUAUAAUGGAAAAUCCUAGUGAUAGUGAGAAGGUCCAAAAUAGUAGUGAAAUCGAGAGUACUGGUAUAAUAAGAAAAGAUUUUUCGCAUUUGUGGGUUGCCUGCGACAGUUGUUAUGGAAACAAUUAUAAGAGAUUUUUUAAAUCAAAAAUGAAUAUUUGUGAAUACUGUGGAUGUCAUUUGAAAAUGAGCAGUUCAGAUCGAAUCGAACUUUUGAUUGAUCCAGGUACUUGGAAUCCUAUGGAUGAAGACAUGUUCCCUGUGGAUCCCAUUGAAUUUAAUUCGGAAGACGAACCUUCUGAAAAAGGUUUGGAAGACGAAGACGAACCUUCUGAAAAUAGUUUGGAAGACGAACCUUCUGAAAAUAGUUUGGAAGACGAAGACGAACCUUCUGAAAAUAGUUUGGAAGACGAACCUUCUGAAAAAGGUUUGGAAGACGAAGACGAACCUUCUGAAAAAGGUUUGGAAGACGAAGACGAACCUUCUGAAAAAGGUUUGGAAGACGAAGACGAACCUUCUGAAAAUAGUUUGGAAGACGAAGACGAACCUUCUGAAAAUGAUGAUUAUCAAAAUCGUCUUGAUUCUUAUCAAGACAGAACCGGAUUACUGGAUGCGGUUCAAACAGGCACAGGUCAAGUAAAUGGUAUUCCUGUAGCAAUAGGUAUUAUGGAUUUUGAGUUUAUGGGAGGUAGUAUGGGAUCCGUAGUGGGUGAGAAAAUCACUCGGUUGAUUGAAUAUGCUACCAAUCAACGUUUACCUCUUAUUAUAGUAUGUGCGUCUGGAGGAGCGCGUAUGCAAGAAGGAAGUUUGAGCUUAAUGCAAAUGGCUAAAAUUUCUGCUUCUUUAUAUAAUUAUCAAAUCAAUCAAAAGUUAUUCUAUGUACCGAUACUUACAUCUCCUACUACUGGUGGGGUAACAGCUAGUUUUGGAAUGUUGGGGGAUAUCAUUCUUGCCGAACCCGAUGCUUACAUAGCAUUUGCAGGUAAAAGAGUAAUUGAAGAAACGUUGAAGAUCGAAGUGCCCGAAGGUAUACAAUCGGCUGAAUUUUUAUUCGAAAAGGGUGCAUUUGAUUCACUCGUACCACGUAAUUAUUUAAAAGAGGUUUUAAGUGAGUUAUUGCAUUUCCAUGGUUUCUUUCCUUUGACUCAAACUGAAAACUAA
Messenger RNA from Medicago truncatula (barrel medic), 2145 nucleotides. The record is from the annotation of a RefSeq genome assembly. NCBI's taxonomy places the organism in Eukaryota, Viridiplantae, Streptophyta, Magnoliopsida, Fabales, Fabaceae.